Trametes versicolor FP-101664 SS1 is the source of this 1503-nucleotide messenger RNA. Its product is annotated as translation initiation factor eIF2 subunit gamma. Gene Ontology annotation, molecular function: tRNA binding; GTPase activity; GTP binding. The coding region runs from base 1 to 1503 and encodes 500 amino acids. Gene Ontology annotation, biological process: positive regulation of translational fidelity; formation of translation preinitiation complex. The record is from RefSeq and is a predicted model, not a curated record. The transcript has 7 exons. Gene Ontology annotation, cellular component: cytosol; eukaryotic translation initiation factor 2 complex. NCBI's taxonomy places the organism in Eukaryota, Fungi, Basidiomycota, Agaricomycetes, Polyporales, Polyporaceae.
AUGCCGGGCGACGAGACACGAACGAAGCACGCUGGGGAGGAGAGCGAGAGCGAGGACGAGAGCGACGUCGAGCCGGUCGUGAAGGUCGAGAUCGACCCCUCAAAACUGACUCCGCUCAGCCCAGAGGUCAUUUCGAAACAGGCUACGAUCAACUUGGGGACGAUCGGGCACGUUGCGCACGGAAAAUCGACGGUCGUGAAGGCGAUCUCGGGCGUGAUGACGGUGCGGUUCAAGAACGAGCUUGUGCGGAACAUCACCAUCAAGCUGGGGUACGCGAACGCGAAGCCACAUCCCCUCCCUCCCUUCCUCUCUCACACAAACACAACUGGGACGCAUGGGACACCUCGUGCACAACAACAGAUCUACAAGUGCGAAAACGACGCCUGCCCGCGCCCGGGGUGCUACCGCUCCUACCGCUCGGACAAGGAGGACAGCCCGCCGUGCGAGCGCCCUGGGUGCGGCGCGCGCAUGCGCCUCGUGCGCCACGUCUCGUUCGUGGACUGCCCGGGGCACGACAUCCUGAUGGCGACGAUGCUGAACGGCGCGGCGGUGAUGGACGCCGCGCUGCUGCUGAUUGCGGGCAACGAGACGUGCCCGCAGCCGCAGACGAGCGAGCAUUUGGCCGCGGUCGAGAUCAUGAAGCUCGAGAAUAUCAUUAUACUGCAGAAUAAGGUCGAUCUGAUCAAGGAGGAGCAGGCGUUGGAGCAUCACAAGAGUAUCACGGCGUUCGUCAAGGGAACGGUCGCGGAGUCGUCGCCGAUCGUGCCCAUCUCGGCGCAGCUCAAGUACAACAUCGAUGCGGUGAACGAGUACAUCGUGAAGCGCAUCCCGAUCCCCGUGCGCGACUUCACCGCGGACCCGCGCCUCAUCGUCAUCCGCUCGUUCGACGUGAACAAGCCCGGCGCGGAGGUCGACGAGCUCAAGGGCGGCGUCGCGGGCGGGUCGAUCCUCACGGGCGUGCUGCGCCUCGGGCAGGAGGUCGAGAUCCGCCCGGGGAUCGUGACGAAGGACGCACAGGGGCGGAAUCGCUGCAAGCCGAUUUUCUCGCGGAUUGUGUCGCUGCAUGCGGAGACGAACCAUCUGCAGUUUGCGGUGCCGGGCGGCUUGAUUGGGGUCGGGACGAGGAUCGACCCGACGUUGUGCAGGGCGGACAGGCUCGUGGGCCAGGUGCUCGGCGCGGUGGGCAAGCUGCCCAAGAUCUUCACCGAGCUGGAGAUCAGCCUGUUCCUGCUGCGGCGGCUGCUGGGGGUGAAGACGGAGGACAAGAAGCAGACGAAGGUGUCGAAGCUGGUGAAGAACGAGCUGCUGCUGAUCAACAUCGGCUCGACGUCGACGGGCGGGCGCGUGCUCUCCGUCAAGGGCGACCUCGCGAAGAUCCAGCUCACGAGCCCCGCGUGCACGGAGGUCGGCGAGAAGGUCGCGCUCUCCCGCCGCAUCGAGAAGCACUGGCGGCUUGUCGGAUGGGGCAGCGUGCAGCGCGGGACGGUCUUGGAAGUGGAUUAG